Messenger RNA from Penicillium soppii, 942 nucleotides. RefSeq names its product alpha/beta hydrolase. Lineage: Eukaryota; Fungi; Ascomycota; Eurotiomycetes; Eurotiales; Aspergillaceae. The record is from RefSeq and is a predicted model, not a curated record. Bases 1 to 942 code for a protein of 313 amino acids. The transcript has a single exon.
AUGUCGGAGACCAUCAAGCCUGUCAAAAUCCCCGGCGUUGCGUGGGAUAUCGCCGCCGACAUACACUUCCCACCAAACUUUGACAAGACAAAGAAAUACCCAGCGGUAUUGUCGGCCCAUCCGAUUGGCUCUUGCAAAGAGCAGACCUCGGGCAAUGUCUAUGGCAAGGCAAUGGCUGAAGCCGGCUUUGUGGUUGUCGCUUUUGACGCAUCUUUCCAAGGUGCCUCGGGCGGAGAGCCGCGGCUCAUGGAGAACCCCGAAUUUCGCGUCUCCGACUUUCGUUACGUGGUCGACUAUAUCCAAACACUGCCGUAUGUCGACCCAGAGCGUAUCGGCGUGCUGGGUGUUUGUGGCGGCGGUGGCUAUGCUUUCAACGCUACCAUGACCGACUACCGCCUCAAGUGCUGCGUCGGCAUCACAGCGGCGAACUUUGGCCGGCUGGCCCGGGAAUCCCUCGCUGGCUUCGAUCCGGUCGGUUCUCUUGAGAAAAUGGCCAAACAGCGCACCCUCGAAGCCCAGGGUGCCGAUCGUUAUAUCUUCCCAUUCCUUCCCCCGACAGUCGACGAGGCUAAGAAGAUGACUUCGGAUCCUGAUAUCGUCGAGGCGACAGAAUAUUAUAAGACCAGCCGCGGCCAGAAACCAUGUGGUACCACGAGCGGCCUUUUCUCAUUCAAUAGCGCCGCCCUUGCAUGGGAUGCUUUCAAUCAUGCGGAGGUCAUCAUGACUCGUCCAUUCAUCGCCGUUAUUGGCGCCAUUCCUGGUGGCUUUGGCGCCUAUCGUGACGGCAAUGAGAUUUAUGGUCGUGCCGCUUCUAAGGAGAAGGAGCUUGUUGUGCUCCCCGGCGUGUCGCACUACCAGCUUUAUGACGAGCCGAAGGCUGUCAAAGCUGCGCUUGAUAAGGUUCUGCCAUUCCUGAAGAAGCAUCUUGGCGAUGCUAUAUAG